AUGGAAGAGGUGUUAAACCAACUGGAGGCUGAACUCGAAGGCUCCCCUGGUCUUCUUGAUGCUGCAGGUCAUAUUCGCGAGAGCUGUAUUAUGGUUGCCACCACAGUCGCCAGAACGAUGCUACCAAAUAUAGCAUAUGAGGACUUGCAUGAGGACUUAAGUAAAAGCGAAGUGCGUCUCGGAGAUUUGCUUUUCGAUCUAAAGAGCACUAUAGUUGUGGAACACCGAGUGGCAAUCGGGAUGAUCUGGGCGAGCGCCGUGACACGGGUUGCCUACCAGACGAGGUCGGACAGGAAGGACUACCCAACAGGAAUCUGGGUUGCGAUCCUGGUCCAAGUCGUUCAUAGGGAGGCUGCGGCUCUUGGUAUCGUGGAGCUCAGGAAGAUUGGAGGGGCCACGAAGGUUCGAGCGUCGCUCUGUUGA
This is a messenger RNA of Clonostachys byssicola, 423 nucleotides long. The record is from the annotation of a GenBank genome assembly. NCBI's taxonomy places the organism in Eukaryota, Fungi, Ascomycota, Sordariomycetes, Hypocreales, Bionectriaceae.